Messenger RNA from Salvelinus fontinalis (brook trout), 1521 nucleotides. RefSeq names its product NADPH oxidase organizer 1-like. Gene Ontology annotation, molecular function: superoxide-generating NADPH oxidase activator activity; phosphatidylinositol binding; protein binding. The transcript has 9 exons. Gene Ontology annotation, biological process: superoxide anion generation. The record is from RefSeq and is a predicted model, not a curated record. The coding region runs from base 1 to 1521 and encodes 506 amino acids. NCBI's taxonomy places the organism in Eukaryota, Metazoa, Chordata, Actinopteri, Salmoniformes, Salmonidae.
AUGGGAGACCAGAUGCGCUAUGCCACUAGUGCCCAGAUUAUUGGAGUCAUAUAUAGAGAGGCAUUUCAAGUCAAGAUGUUUAUGAUCUCCAUACUGUGGUCUGAUGAGAGUGAAGUAAUUGUCUACAGAUCAUUCCUAGAUUUGAAGGAGUUUCAUAGACAAUUGAAGAAGAGGUUUUUCCUUGAGAAUCCUUUCCGCAAGAGAGACAGAGUGAUUCCUAAAUUCAGAGCCACAGCUAUGAGGAGAAAGAUCCAGGAGAAGGGUCCUAGUUGGUUGAUGCGUCGGAUGAACUUACUGGAGAACUACUGCAGCGACCUGCUCAGGUGUGACCCCUCCGUUACCCGCAGUUCAGAGGUCACUCGGUUCUUUAUGCCCAAAGACCACGACCUGCAGGCAGACUUCACCAAGAACAGUGUCAUGAUGCUGCCAUCGAAGGAGGGGGUGGGGAACAUGAGCGGGCAGCGUCUGAGCGUGGGCAAUAGGACACACGCCUUUAUUAGCCAGUCUUACCGCUGUGUGGGGCCCUACAACACCAAGGACACUAAGAACAGGCCCUUUAAAGUGGCCUUGGAUGAGAGGCUGGACGUGCUCAUCAAAGACCCGGCAGGCUGGUGGCUGGUGGAGAACGAGGAUAAACGGUUGGCCUGGUUCCCUGCUCCCUACCUGGAGAUGUGUGAGGCAGAGGAGGAUGAAGAUGAAAUGGAUGGAAUUCCCUUGGGGGGAACUCUCUACUGUGCUGUGAGGAGUUACUCCACUAACAACAAUGACGAGGUGCCUGUUCCUAUUGGCUCUGUGGUAGAGGUGCUGAGGAAAUCAGAUGACGGAUGGUGGCUCAUCAGGUAUAAUGGCAGGAUGGGCUAUGUUCCCUCCAUGUACCUGCAGCCCUACAACAACCCACGUGCUGGCCUCCACACCCUGCAGAGGAAGCUGCACAGCUCCUCUCUCAAUCUGGCAACUCACCGCUACCCAGCCACCCUGAAUGAGGAGACAGAGCUUAAGGAGCAUACUACCCAGCCCAGGGGUAAUCCGUAUCGGGCUCCCCAUCUCCAAAAGACCCGCUCUCUGGAGAUCCUGUCUGAGACCCGUCUCGGCAUGGCCGUCCCUCCAUCCCAAAGAGAGAGAGAAGGCCUGGAGUCAAACCCGAAUCCGGCAAUCCGCAAGAGCACCAUCAGCGGGGCAGAGGCCUCCAUCUCUGACUUCAGCUCGUCAGGCAUUGAGUCUCUGGGCCGGAGUGUCAGGGCGUAUUCCUCCAGUGAGGAGGACCCCCUAAGCCCCCCACACAGCCCCAAGUCCUCACCCGAGCCAUGGGAGAGGAAUAGUGUCCGCAGCCGCCCAGAGGAGAGCCUCUCCUCCAGCUCCAGGCCUGAGGCUGGGUCCUGUAAGAUGCCCACCGCUGUCCCCAGGGUGCCCACGCGACCCAGAGCCCAUGAGAUCCUGACUCGGUGUACCACCAUGACCCGCAAGGCUGCCCUGGCCUCCAGGGGGGAGUUCUCCCUGCAGAACCCCAUCCAGACCCUCUAG